GUCUUGGAGCGGAUGAGUCUGUCAAGCUCAUCCGGGUCACCUGUGUCCAUCCGGUGUCCUCCAGUGAAAUGCCACGGGCACCGGCUUCGCCACCUCCUAUCGUGGUCCCGAGAGCCAGUGAAAGGUUUUUAGAAGCCACGUGGUGUAUUGUAACUAAAGGUGGCUGCAUGAUUUCUCAGGCACGGGUGUCUAGACAGACCUCAGUAAGAUGACUCUCCAGGAGUUGGUGCAUCAGGCUGCCUCCGUCCAUAUGGACAGAACAGCUGUGUGUUUUGAUGAAGGCAACAGCCAGCCUCCAGUGUGCUACACCUACAAGGCUCUGCUGAGCGAGGCUUCAGAAUUAUCCAGUUUCCUGCUAGCACACUGUGACUUCGGAGGAAUUCGGGAAAUUGGUCUCUACUGUCAACCUGGAAUAAACUUACCCUCUUGGAUUUUAGGGGUCCUUCAGGUCCCGGCAGCUUAUGCACCUGUCGAUCCAGACUCACCACCAUCAUUGUCGACCCACUUUAUGAAGAAAUGUGGCCUUAAGUAUGUUCUUGUUGAAAAAAAGCAGGUUAAUAAAUUCAGAUCUUCUCAUGAAGCAGUUUUGAACUGUAAUACGGUUUCAGAAGAGCACAAGGACCUGGUGCUCUUCAGAUUGCACUGGGAAAACAGGGAGGUGAACUCAGGGCUUAGGGACAGAAAAGGUAAAUACAAGGUGGACGACAGAAAGCACAGCAGGGCUUGUGAGAGCGGCGCUGAGGAGAAGGAGCGCGUGGACCUGCGGCAGGAGUGCUGCUUGGCUUAUGUCCUGCACACCUCAGGGACCACAGGGACACCGAAGAUCGUCAGAGUGCCGCACGCAUGCAUAUUGCCCAAUGUCCAGCACUUCCGGGUACUUUUUGGCAUCACCCAAGAAGAUGUUUUGUUUCUGGCUUCACCUCUGACCUUCGACCCAUCUGUCGUGGAAAUAUUUGUUUCUCUCUCCAGUGGGGCCUGUCUACUUAUCGUACCAACUUCUGUCAAAGUGCUCCCAUCAAAAUUAGCUGAUGUUCUCUUUUCCCGCCACAGAGUGACUGUGCUACAGGCAACGCCAACAUUGCUGAGAAGAUUUGGAUCUGAGCUGAUCAAGUCCACUGUCCUGUCAGCGCAUACUUCUCUGAGAGUGCUAGCCCUUGGUGGGGAAGCCUUCCCCUCACUGUCCAUCCUCAGAAGCUGGCGAGGCAAAGGCAACAGGACGCAGAUAUUUAACAUUUAUGGUAUCACUGAGGUAUCCAGUUGGGCGACUUUUUACAGGAUCCCAGAGGAGAUUCUUAAUUCUACUGUGAAGCAUGAUUGCACUGUGCAGCUGGGGUCUCCACUACUUGGAACAGUGGUUGAAGUCAGAGACGCAGAUGGGUCCCCAGUUCACGAAGGCACUGGCCAAGUAUUUUUAGGUGGGGAAAACAGAGUGUGCUUCCUUGAUGAUGACAUGACAGUGCCCCCUGGCACCAUGCGAGCCACAGGAGACAUCGUGACUGUGAAAGACGGAGAGAUGUUUUUCCUGGGAAGAAAGGACAGCCAGAUCAAGCGCCAUGGCAAACGCCUUAACAUUGAGUUCGUACAACAGGUGGCUGAAGACCUUCCCCAGGUGGAGACCUGUGCAGUCACGUGGUAUAAUCAGGAAAAGUUGGUUCUCUUCGUCGUCGUCUCCAAAGCUGGUUCAGUAAAGGAUUGCAUCUUUAAAGAACUGCGGAAACACCUCCCAACACACGCCCUCCCUGAUGACGUGGUGCUGAUUGAUAGCCUCCCGUUUACAUGCCACGGUAAAAUUGAUGUUUCCGAGUUAAACAAGAGAUAUUUAGACUACAUAAACUCACAGCCCAGGAAUAAGCCCCAUGGAAAAGAGGAACUUUGGGAAAAAUUACAGUAUUUAUGGAAGUCUGUUCUGAGUCUCCCUGAGGAUCCCGAGGGUACUUUGAAGGUUCCCGACAACUCCACCUUCUUAGACAGUGGCGGGGAUUCCCUCAAGUCCACAUGGCUCCUCAAUGAGAUUGAAAAACUGACCGGGACACCCCUUCCUGGCCUUCUGGAAGUUAUUCUCAGCAGCUCCCUCUUAGACGUUUACAGCCUCCUCAUCCAAACCGUGUUUGCGCAGGAGGACCCGAAAGUCAGCAGGAGUUAUGCCACAAAAAGGAAACUCAGUGACACCGAUCCCGAGGAAGCCGGGGGGAAGCCUGCACAUCUGCCACCUGCCUUACCUUCAAAACGGGACAGCGAGACAAACGCUGUGCUGGCUCUGAGCAGAGGGAGCCAGGCUUUGUCUCUGGGCACCGGGAGGCUUUUAACUAAGUCAGGACACUGCCCCUCAGUCUGUCCUCUGGAUUUAAUUCCACAGAUGAACACUCAAAUAUUAAGAAGCAUAAGACCCCCAGUGCCUGAUGAAAGGUUGGAAAAGCCACCAGUUUCUCAGGAGAGGAGCCCUGGGGCAGGGGCUGAGAGGAUGGUGCUGCGUGAGAGGUGGCGAUCAGACACAGGCAAAUGCGUAGAUGCUUCCCCUCUGCUUGUGAUAGCAGCUGUGGAUAAGUCGUCCACUACCAUGUAUGUCGGCUCCCACUCGCACAGAGUGCAGGCAGUUGACCUUUACUCUGGGAAGAUGAGGUGGGAACAGCUUUUGGGAGAUCGAAUUGAGUCCUCAGCAUGUGUGUCUAAGUGUGGAAACUUUAUUGUAGUGGGCUGUUAUAAUGGAUUAGUUUAUGUUCUAAAAAGUAACAGUGGAGAAAAAUAUUGGACAUUUACUACUGAAGAUGCUGUCAAAAGCUCGCCAGCCUUGGAUCCAACCACAGGACUCAUUUACGUCGGAUCCCAUGACCAGCACGCGUAUGCUCUAGACAUUUAUGAAAAGACGUGUGUCUGGAAGCUGAACUGUGGAGGAACUCUGUUUUCUUCUCCAUGUUUGAGUCUGGAGCCACACCACCUGUACUGUGCCACACUCGGGGGACUUCUACUGGCUAUAAACCCGGCUACUGGGAGCAUAGUUUGGAAACACUCCUGUGGAAAGCCUCUGUUCUCUUCCCCGAGGUGUUGCCAGAGGUACAUUUGCAUCGGCUGUGUGGAUGGCGGUUUGCUCUGCUUCACUCACUCAGGAGAGCAGGUUUGGUGCUUCUCUGCUGGAGGACCAAUCUUUUCAUCCCCGUGUAUCUCAGCAUCAGAGCAAGAAGUAUUUUUUGGUUCCCAUGACUGCUUUCUCUACUGCUGUAGCGCAGAAGGUCACCUCCGGUGGAAGUUUGAGACGACAGCCAGGGUGUACGCAACACCCUUUGCUUUCUGUGACCACGGCCGUAGCAAUGAAACGCUGCUGGCAGCUGCAUCUACUGACGGGAAGCUGUGGGUCCUCGAGUGUCAGAGUGGAGAGCUGCGAAGUGUGUGUGAACUCCCUGGAGAGGUAUUUUCUUCUCCCGUGGUCUGGGAGUCAAUGCUUGUGAUUGGGUGCAGAAAUAAUUAUAUUUACUGUCUGGAUUUACUGUGCGCUGAUAAGAAUAAUCAUCGUCCUUAAAAGUAUGUAUGUGCGAGACGGUCGGAAAAUGUCAUUGUAAAGCUAUAUGUAGAUUUUAUAUUAAAGAGUCUAUUUUGGUUAAGGAAUUUGUCUGCGGUACUUCAAGAGAGAGCAGCUAUGUUUAUUUCCUAUGGAAGAUGCAGGAGCUUCAAGGAGGAGAGGAUAAACCACUUGGUAAGUUUAGUAGUACUUUUAGUUAUGUGUGCUGGUGCGCUGACUAGUUUUAUGUCAACUUGACACAAGCUAAAGUCAUCUGAGAGGAGAGAGCCUCAACUGAGAAAAUGCCUCCAUAAGAUUUGGCUGUAAUGCUCCUGUAGAACAUUUUCUUAAUUAGUGAGCGAUGGGGAACCCAGUGCAUUGUGGGUAGUGCCAUCCCUGAGCUGCUGUUUUUGGCUUCUGUAAGCAUGCUGAUCAAGCAGCAUUUCUCCAUGGUCUUUGCAUCAGCUCCUGCCUCCAGGUUCCUGCCCUGUUAGAGUUUAUGUCCGGAUAUCAUCAUUGAAGAACUGUGCUGUGGAAGUGUAAGCCAAGCAAACCUU
Molecule: messenger RNA, 4050 nt
Organism: Acomys russatus (golden spiny mouse)
Lineage: Eukaryota; Metazoa; Chordata; Mammalia; Rodentia; Muridae
Gene: Aasdh
Product: aminoadipate-semialdehyde dehydrogenase
Exons: 15
Coding region: 209-3514 (1101 amino acids)
Biological process (GO): amino acid activation for nonribosomal peptide biosynthetic process
Molecular function (GO): protein binding
Source: RefSeq, a predicted model, not a curated record